AUGCUAUAUCACCCGUACUUUCCGCUCAUUGCUUGUGAAAAUCUUGAAACAGCACGACUCCCAUGGAUGUCGAAGAAUGAGCCACAUCUCUUUGCGGCAAUUUUGACCAUAUCAUCAAGAGAGAACGAUCAAAUUCACAAUGUCUGUUACAAUCAUCUGCAAAAACUUAUAUCCAUGAUUAUAGCCGGAAUUAAAGUAACUAUCGAAGCAGUCGAAGCUCUCAUUUUACUCUCUCAGUGGGUACCGCAGAGACCUCAUGUUUCAUAUUCGGUCGAAAGUAGUGAAGAAGAUCAGACAGCAUGGAUGUAUACUGGCAUGGCUAUCCGCCUCGCAUAUCACAUUGGCCUUGACCGUGCUGUACUGAUGGACGAAAAGUGCGGAGACCUAUCAUUUAUUAAAAGGCAACAGUUAGUUUGGGCAGCUUGCUAUACUUGUGACCGCCAAGUUUCAGUCCGGCUCGGUAAGCGAUACUGGGCAUGUGGACCAGUUCCUAUCCCUGAAUUAAACUCCUCUGAACUUCCAGCUUUUCAAAAUUAUGUUGCCAAAGAAGACGAUCGUUCAUCAAUCUUUGAAGCCAACUUAGAGAUCGCUCAGAUAAUAUCUAAAAUACAAGAUAUCCUCUUUCCUUCACAUGAUCGACGCUGGAAAACAAUGACGGAUGAUAUUUAUGCCAAUUACUUUCAAGAAUUUCAAUUUAGCUCUCCGCGUGUCAAAAUAUCUCUUCUCUUGACUCACAAUUAUCUUCGCCUGUACCUUCACGCUUUCACCCUCCAAGCCACUAAAUUUCACACACAUAACUUCCAAAAAGAAAUCUCACCAAGGAUUACAAGCCAUACCUCAACUCAAUUCAAUUCCUUUGCCUUCGGCCCUCGCUCUGUUCAUGAAGCUCUAAACACUGCUAAGUCAUUAUUAUCCACCUUCAAUCAACUUAUAGACCCUGCAGAGCUAGGAUACAUGCCUAAUAAUCUCUACUUUUUCGUCUUAUACGCAGCUGUAUUCCUCUACAAGCUAGUUGUUACUGCUACUCUAGUACAAGAGGAGCGUCUCGACGUGAGACUAAUAGUAAAAACAACCAUUGAUCGAUUCCAAAAAGCCGACACUAGCCCAAAUCAUGUAGCUGGGAAAUAUUACAGGUUGCUUGAAAUGCUUUGGCAUCAGGAACUAGAGCAGAAUGCAGACAUGUACGUACAAAGCCAGACUGUUAAGUUGGUAAGCCAUACCAGCGACUCAUCUUCGGGAUCAGCUACAACUCCCAACUCAGAUCCCGGCGAAAAUUCCAACUUCAAAAUGCAACAACUUUCUCUAGAAACCUUUGAGACCGAGUGCAAUAGUACAACUGGCUCAAGUUAUAUAUAUAAUCAUUCAACACCUACUAGCUCAUCCUGGGCUGAUCUCGAAGAUAUCUGGAAUUACACAUCUCUGAGUGGAUGUAGAGGUGACGACACUUCCGUCAAUAAUAUAAGUGAUACUUUAAAUAAAGCUCCUCCUCGCGUGGCAGAAAUACUUAGCACUUGGAACUUCAAAAGUAACUUAUUUAGUGGCUGA
Molecule: messenger RNA, 1545 nt
Organism: Blumeria graminis f. sp. triticale
Lineage: Eukaryota; Fungi; Ascomycota; Leotiomycetes; Helotiales; Erysiphaceae
Source: the annotation of a GenBank genome assembly